AUGGAAGAUAGCAAUCUCAAUGAAUUGCAUAAGUAUAAGGGGUCUGGGGAUUUAGAAAAAUCGUCACAACCUGAGUUUGAGGAGUUGCGCUUAAAGCCAGUUUCUAGUAUAGUCAAACGCAAGUUAAUUUUGAAUGUUGUAAUAGAGACUACCCUUUCAAUUGUAUUCUAUCACUACUAUGAGAAAAUAGAGGAGGUGAAUUUGUUAUUGGCUCCAGCACUUUUAGGUGCUUCUACCGCGGCGUUAGCACAGUCUUUCAAUCAAGCCCAAAAACUAAAAUACAGUAUAAAUCGAGUUUUAAAGUUUACAGUAUGGGGAAUAAUAAACGGAACCCUUACGGCUCUAUGGAUUAACUUACUAAUGCAGCGUAUAAAAAAUCUUUCGUAUAGAAUUUUAGUUGACCAAUUGCUUGGUGUGCCAAUUUUUCAAUUAAUCUUUAAUGUGCUAAAUAGCUUGUGGGAUCAAGGAGAACUUGGAAGUAACACGAGAAUUAAUUAUCUUAAGGCACUUCGGUAUAGUUACUUUUUUUGGCCAUUCUUUUCGAUUUGUCUGUUCCUUUUCUUUCCUCAACGAGUCAUGUUUCCUGCAAAUUGUUUGGCUAAUUUGAUAUGGAAUCUUAUAUUAAGUAUGAUAGCAUAG
Messenger RNA from Priceomyces carsonii, 639 nucleotides. RefSeq lists its product as uncharacterized. The record is from RefSeq and is a predicted model, not a curated record. The transcript has a single exon. NCBI's taxonomy places the organism in Eukaryota, Fungi, Ascomycota, Pichiomycetes, Serinales, Debaryomycetaceae. Gene Ontology annotation, cellular component: membrane; cytoplasm. Bases 1 to 639 code for a protein of 212 amino acids.